Messenger RNA from Bacillus rossius redtenbacheri, 1015 nucleotides. RefSeq names its product nascent polypeptide-associated complex subunit alpha (gene Nacalpha). The record is from RefSeq and is a predicted model, not a curated record. Gene Ontology annotation, biological process: protein targeting to membrane. Bases 131 to 784 code for a protein of 217 amino acids. The transcript has 6 exons. Gene Ontology annotation, cellular component: nascent polypeptide-associated complex; cytoplasm. NCBI's taxonomy places the organism in Eukaryota, Metazoa, Arthropoda, Insecta, Phasmatodea, Bacillidae.
AAAUUAUUGUGAGUAGAAAUCUAUAAAUGUUGAACCAAUCGUAUUUAGAUUUUGAAAAGUAUGGUCUUGUAAAUAAGUAUUAGUAUAUAUUGUAUUAUAUUUGGUUAUUAGUUGCUACAAUGACAGCAACAUGCCGGAGCUGACGGAGCUGGACAAGGCCACGGCGUCCAUGACGGAGCCGCGGGGGGACGGGUCCGCGGGGGGCUCCGGCACGGAGUCGGACUCGGACGACACGGUCCCGGAGCUGGAGGACCCGGGGAGCGGCCAGGCGGCCGGCAUGUUCCCGGGGGCCGCCGCCGCCGGCCUGCCCAUUGACAUGGUCAGCAAGGCCAAGCAGAGCCGCGGGGAGAAGAAGGCGCGCAAGAUCAUGUCCAAGCUGGGCCUCAAACCGGUUCAGGGUGUUAGUCGUGUGACAAUAAGGAAGUCUAAGAACAUUUUGUUUGUUAUCAACAAGCCAGAUGUGUACAAGAACCCAGCCUCGGAUACGUACAUUGUGUUUGGUGAAGCAAAGAUUGAAGAUCUGAGCCAGCAAGCCCAAGUUCGGGAAGCUGAGAAGUUCAAAGCACCACAGGACUCUCCAGCGGUCGAUGGAGCCGGCAGCCAGACGGUUGUCGCGCCAAUCCAGGAGGAGUCUGAGGAGGAAGACAUCGACGACACUGGCGUGGAAGAGAAGGACGUGGAUCUGGUCAUGUCACAAGCAAAUGUCAGCCGAGCAAAGGCGAUCAAGGCUCUCAAAAACAACCAGAAUGACAUUGUGAAUGCCAUCAUGGAACUUACAAUGUAAAACGCUUCCUGAAGGUGGUCCGCCUCACUUUCAUCGGAGUAGCUUCAGUGGCCAGAGCUAUUCCUAAUUGUAAAUAUAAAAUUAAUUUCUCACAAUUUUAAUUUUUGUAUUCCAUAGAUAGUUUUAUUAGUUAAAAUUGCACAUUUGUGAACAAAAAGUUCAUCUUUUUUGCUAUCUCAUGUAUAUCAAAAACAUUUAUUAAUUGAUAAUAAAUACAAAAUGAUUGUUGUA